AUGUCGAACGAAAAGGCCGUGCAGAUGCCCUCUGUGGCCGCUGCUGCGCCGGCGGAAGAUUCCGACGGUGCCACGCCCGUCAUGGAAGCGCCAGAACCCAAACCAGGACUCGACGGGCGGCCCGCCGACCGUACGGAACCGUACACUCGUAUCACUCCGUUUCAGGAGAAGCAUGAUACCAGCAUAGAGUUCUUCUAUAAGCCCAUCACUUUGACCGCGUUGGGCGCCGGGAUGGGCGUCUUGGCAUACGUCGCGACUACCCAAGAUGUAUUGGAGGAAGGGCGCGACAAGCGAAGAGUCGGUGCAUAUGCAGCAAUUGCUUCGUUCCUUCUGUUCUCCAUGAUUCAGUUCCGGGACGGACCGUUUAUUCGUCCUCAUCCAGCAUUCUGGCGGGUCGUUUUAGGUAUCAACUUGCUCUAUGAACUGGCUAUGGUGUUCCUGCUAUUCCAGGACCUCGAUUCGGCGAGGGCAAUGAUGAAGUACCUGGAUCCUAGUCUGGGGAGGCCCCUUCCUGAGAAGAGUUACGCGGAGAACUGUGACUUAACGCCACAGAAUGUCUGGAACGCUAUCGAUAUCUUUUGCCUUGCGCAUGCGCUCGGCUGGUUUGGCAAAGCGCUAAUCUUGCGCGAUUACUGGUUCUGCUGGAUUCUGAGCAUCGCCUUCGAGUUUGCUGAAUACAGUCUUCAGCAUCAAUUGGCAAACUUUGCUGAGUGCUGGUGGGACCACUGGAUCCUUGACGUGCUUAUCUGCAAUUGGCUGGGAAUAUACCUCGGGAUGAAGAGUUGCCACAUUUUCGAGGUGAAGCACUAUACAUGGCGUGGCCUGAAACAGACGCACGGCUUGCGGUCGAAGACGAAGCGUGUCUUCAGCCAGUUCUCUCCUGCCGACUGGACAACGUUCAAGUGGGAGGGAACAGCUGACUUUGGACACUAUUUUGCGGUCGUUUUGCUGCUCGCCGUGUUCCUUGCUGCAGAACUCAAUCCGUUCUAUCUCAAGUCCCUUCUAUGGAUGGAGCCCGAUCAUCCAUUUGUAAUUGCGCGUCUGGCAGGCGUAUUCCUCUGUGCGCUCCCAGCCGUGAGAGAGCUCUACCAGUAUGUCAAUGACCCAAGGAGAGCUGUCCGCAUGGGGCAGCACGUCUGGCUCUUACUCGCUACCAUAGGAACUGAGCUGCUGGCAAUAACAAAAUGGAGUCAGGGUCAAUUCCCGGCACCUUUGCCGACAGCAGUGAAGUGGGCUUGGACAUUUGGCGCCUGCGUACUUGUCCUGUAUCCGGUCAUCCAGUUCGGUUUGCCGAGUGCUCGGAACUACCUUCAACGCCCGCGGUCCUAUAUCCAGGCCAAGGCAGCAUAA
Molecule: messenger RNA, 1350 nt
Organism: Rhodofomes roseus
Lineage: Eukaryota; Fungi; Basidiomycota; Agaricomycetes; Polyporales; Fomitopsidaceae
Product: phosphatidylserine synthase 2
Exons: 14
Coding region: 1-1350 (449 amino acids)
Biological process (GO): phosphatidylserine biosynthetic process
Molecular function (GO): L-serine-phosphatidylethanolamine phosphatidyltransferase activity
Source: RefSeq, a predicted model, not a curated record